Messenger RNA from Myiozetetes cayanensis, 4595 nucleotides. RefSeq names its product OTU deubiquitinase with linear linkage specificity like (gene OTULINL). Lineage: Eukaryota; Metazoa; Chordata; Aves; Passeriformes; Tyrannidae. Gene Ontology annotation, biological process: protein linear deubiquitination. The coding region runs from base 388 to 1350 and encodes 320 amino acids. The transcript is spliced from 8 exons. The record is from RefSeq and is a predicted model, not a curated record. Gene Ontology annotation, molecular function: cysteine-type deubiquitinase activity. Gene Ontology annotation, cellular component: cytoplasm.
GUUCGUCCGGGGUUUGGCUCUGUGGUUGGGGGGUUAAAUUUAUUAUUUUUUUUUCCUUGCUGCGUGCAAUACAGUGUUGCAGACUGGCUUGUAUUCCUGUCAGAAAGAGAACUUUUAGAAAAAAGGAGAUCAUAAGUGCAGAUGUGAUUGAGGAGGACUCGCAGGAAGAUGGACACACACCGCUCCUGACCUUCCUGCCAGCUGCAGGCAGUCCUUGGCAUCAGGCAUGGCAGAACAUGAGCCAGCAGUGGCCAAGAAGGCCAGUGACAUCAUGGCCUGUAUCAGUGUGGCCAGCAGGACCAGGGCAGUGAUCGUCACCCUGUACUCAGCACUGGAAGGCAUGAGGUGUGGUCCUGGACAACAGCCACCAAAGAAUCCUUGUGUCUCAUGUGGCAAAAAGUGAAAGUGCAGCUAAUGCUAAGCAUGUCUUUCCUUGCUGCUGUUUUUUGGUAUUGUAGAAGGCUAUACAGCUUUUUAGCACAGCUACUGAAAUGGUGGAGCAACUACCUUCAGACAAAACUCAUAAGGAAUCUCAGUGUGCUGACAGAAGUUGAUCUACUUGGUUACAGUGCAAGAGAAUGGAAAGAAGAAACAAAGCAGGCUAAACACAUGAGGGAGGCCUAUGAAGAAUUGUUUUGGAGCUGUCAUAUCAAAUACCUGAGACAAGUCAGGAGAGACAACUACAGUGCAGUAAGAGCAGUGCUUUUUCAAAUAUUCAGCCAAGGCAUUCCUUUUCCUUCAUGGAUGAAGGAGAGAGAUAUACUGAAGCUUCCUGAAAAGCUUUUGUAUUCUCAAGGUUGUAACUGGAUUCAGCAAUACAGUUUUGGGCCAGAAAGAUACACAGGUCCCAAUACCUUUGGGAAAUUGCGCAAAUGUAUGGAGGCAUUAAAGACAAAUUGGGCUGAAAUAAAUGCUAUUAAAGAUCAGGAGGAAAGAGGAAACAUGUGUAAUACACUCUUUUCUGAUGAAAGCAAGGAACACAAACUAUAUGAGGCCAUAAAGUUCAUCAUGCUCUAUGAAGUUGUUGAAGCCUAUGAGCAGAUAAAGAACAGGGACGAACCUGUACACAACCUUUUUAACCUUCUUUUUGCUCGUGAUACUUCCUCUGACCCUCUGAGUUUUAUGAUGAAUCAUCUGAACUCCAUAGGUGACUCUAUUUGUCUAGACCAGGUUGAACUGUUUCUUCUUGGAUAUGUACUUCAAGUAAAGAUAAGAGUUUACAGACUGCAUAGGUUUAAUACUGAGGAAUUUCAAGUAAACUAUCCAGAUGAAUACCGAAGGGAAUGGAAUGAGAUUUCUCUCCUGACUGAGGAUGACCGCUACUAUCACAUCCCCCUGUUCAGAACGUGAAGGGCCAGUGACUUCUUUUUCCUUUGUAAAAUACAGUGAGUGACCAGUUCCAGUGAAUUAGGUUUCUAAUCAUCAGCAGUAAAAUCUUGAGAAUGCUUGUUAAUGAACACAGAAUGAUUUAUGGGUUUAUUGUGUAAACAAUUUGCUUUCCCAUUGCAGCUCAGUUCACCAUCAGUCAGCCAUAAAAACCAUAAAAUAUAUUGCUGUAGUGUCUGGGGAAAAGAAACAUCACAUUUGAGGACUGUCAGACAAAAAAAAAUUGGACUGCCUGACAAAGAAAGCAAAGGCAAUGCUGGGUUUUCCAUUGCUAGCUUAAGGGUUUACUCUGACAUCCAUGGAUGGGUUAAACUCAAGUGCCUAAAGCAAUGAAACUGCCUUUCCCUACUGCCUGUCUGUCUCUAGCUAGGGAGGAUGAAUCACAGAGGAAGCAACUCUUGGGGUCCCACAGUUUAUACUCCAAAGUAUUUAACUUGUAUUGACUUGGGGCUGCCUGGCAUGGGAGGACCUAAACUGGGGCCUCUGUGUAGGUGCUUCAAAUCUCACUUGGCUUCCCUUUUUGCUGGAAUGCCUCUCUCCAGGGACAGGCAGAGCAAGCAGCUGCUGGCUGAACUUUCUUCAGACAUGAGAAAUUAGGCCGUCUGCACCCAGCAGAGAUGUCUGAAGGUGAAGAACUUUUACACAGGGGGAAAAAAUCAACAAGAAUACUGUGCCAUAUGAUUGGAAGAUUGAUCUGCUUUAUAAGUGAGGAAAGUUCAUAGCUUUCUCAAAGCUAAAAAGGGCAGUAUUAAUCAGUCACAGGCAACAGUUAGACCCAGUAGCUGCAUGUGGUUUUUGUCAACUUGUAAAUCCUUUAAGGGGUGAUUCCAACAUUACCUGCCAAGAUUUCCUUUUCAAUUCAUCUGAGAAAACUGUGCAUGGAAUACAUUCACAAACACUGUAUUUCCAGAAAAUACUCAUUUUCUAUGCAUUAUGUGAUUUCAGCGGUGUUGCAUACAUGUUUUACCCUCUGAGUAUGCAAUGUCUAAGAUUGCUCUUACUUAGGUCUCCAUGUUUGAAGAAUUCUGUCUGGGACAACUAAAUGAAAUUUACCUUACUACAUGGAACAUUUUGUUCAGUUCUGUUUUCUAAAAGAAUCAGUUGUGUUUUGAUUAUUUCAAAAUAAGGGACCUUAACUUGAAGAAAUCUUAGAUCUCGCAAAAUAUUUGUGAAAAGCUUACAAUGCCAUAGGCAUACGGUUGUAUUGAAGAAAGCAGGAUUAAUUAAGAAACAAAGCCUCUCCUUUCCUUAUCCUGGAGAUAAGGGGACAGGCAUGUUUGUUUUUCAGUUCCUUCAGGAGAAAAUGCAAACCAGUAACAAAAAAGUGAACAGGGCCUGCAGGAACUAAAGCAGUUGCAUGAGGUAUUUAAAUGUAAUGCUUGGAGUCAAUGGAGAGCACUCAGUUCCUUUGUGUAAAGGAAAGAAAUUUUACCCCUUACACUCCUUUUAUUUGUAUGUUCAUGUAUAUAUAUUUAUAAACACAAACACUUGAAUUCUGUAUUGUAGCAGUUUUGUUUCUUGGAAGUGUUUCUGAGUUCAGUUUUGUUCAAUAACUUGUAACUUUUAAUUAAGAAGUUUUGAUAGCUGUAAUAAUUUCAUCUCAUCAAAACCUGCAUAGAAAACACUUUAUUUAUUAAAAGGAGCUCUUUUUCACUGAAUUAAGUAAUUUUCUUAGUUUAGAUUUGGUUCUGCUCUGCAUGGGGAAAUGUUAUAAUGCCUGAGUGUAGAAUAUUGCUGUCUAUUUUGCAUCAACAGUAACAUUUACAGCUAUCAAUAAACUUGCCUAUAUUUUAUUCUUGUUUUGGUACAAGCAGACAUACCAAAAAAAGUAUGUAUUUUUAUAGUGGGCUUUUUAAUGUUUUGCAUAUUAUUUAAGAAUAGAAAUAAAAGCAUUACAGCUAAAAGUGGUAAAUUGUCAAAAUGUACGUUUUUGUGAUCUUGAGCAUUUUAAUAGCAGCUGAUUAAUAAAUAUCUAACACAGAAAGUGGAAUUUAUCUCACCAAUUUGGAUGUCUCCAUCUGAACUAGGUCACCUUGGGCUCCCUGCCUUGUCAGUGGCACACAGCCAGCCAGAGGAUGGGGUCUCUACCAGGGUCUGGUUCUCCUGACUGACUGUAGUGAGAGCUGGAAGUGAUCAGCACAAAUCUCUCUGCCCUAAAUAUUUGAAGUUAGGUGAGAUUUUGUCCCAGUAAUCCAGAAGGUACAUAUUGAAACAGAUCUGCUGGCUUAUCAGAUGUCAAAGGUAAUAGCCAGAUCAUAACAGGAACAGAAAUGGGAUGUGAAGAAAGGAGCUUCAAGUGAGGAUAAUCACAAGUCAGAGAUAAAUGCAGACAGAGCUCUACACAGGAUCUUAAGAAACAUAAAGACAGGUUUGAGGCUGCACUGAGUUUUAAUUAAUUACUCUGGUAAUAUAUUUUACAGGUGUAUAAAACAAAAAAAUACAUAUUUUUUGUAUAUAAUGAAAUACAUAUGUAAUAUAUGAAAUGCAUGUGCAGAUAUAUAAAAAAAUAUAUAUAAAAGAAAAAUACAUUAAUAAGAAAAUCAUUCUGAAUAAAGGGCAUCUGGAACUAAGUGGUACUAUGGAAGUGACAGGUGCUGCAUGAUCUGUUCCAAUCGGUGGCAGAGACAAAUCUGCUGUACAAAUCCAGAAGCACAGAGUCAUUACCAAUUUUUUUUUAAAAUGCAGUGUUGUAGGCAGCUAAAGGCAGGAUGUGUUUAUUAUUUAUUGGUUUUAGUUUAGUAAGAAGAAGAAAACAUACUGAAUCCUCCACGUUGGAUUUGGAUUUUUCCCCAGACUUGAAAAUGUGUGUUAAGAAUUUAACAGGGCAGCUGAAGAAAUUUAUAUCUUUUAUGCGUAAUGGAGUAAAACGUUUUGGGGUUUGAACGGAAUCUUUUGUUAAAAACUGCAUCUCAAAAAAUGUAUAAACCACGUUACAUAUUUCCUUUUAUCUCCAAAAGAAAUACUGGCAAUAUUCAUUCUUCAGCUCUUAACACUGAAAUUGCUUCUUGUCUAGUUUGUGGCUGCUAAGUGAAGCUAACUAAAAGUUGCCCAGUGUAGUUUUUUUUGUUGCUGGUAAGUUCACCUGCUUAGGCUCAGGGUAUUGAGUUCAAUGUCUAGGAAGUAGUUUUCCAAUGCAGUUUUUAAUUUGCUUAAACCACAGAUUUAAGGAAUAUGUAUGGUUUCAAAACAGUUCGUUUCUCCAGAAAAAU